This is a messenger RNA of Gekko japonicus, 2066 nucleotides long. RefSeq names its product DnaJ heat shock protein family (Hsp40) member C3 (gene DNAJC3). Gene Ontology annotation, molecular function: misfolded protein binding; protein-folding chaperone binding. NCBI's taxonomy places the organism in Eukaryota, Metazoa, Chordata, Lepidosauria, Squamata, Gekkonidae. Bases 90 to 1601 code for a protein of 503 amino acids. The record is from RefSeq and is a predicted model, not a curated record. Gene Ontology annotation, cellular component: endoplasmic reticulum. Gene Ontology annotation, biological process: protein folding in endoplasmic reticulum. The transcript is spliced from 12 exons.
ACGAGCUUCAGAAUGCUGAAAGUUUCAGAGUUCGGAGCCGAACUAUUUAGUGGGGCGAGCGGCGCACGUGGGGGCUGAGUGGGGCCGUCAUGGUGUCUCCUCGAGCUUGUGUGAGCAGGCUGGGCUCCGCGCUGCCCUUGCUGCUGGCGCUCUGGGAUCUGCACUACGAGGGGGCAGAAUGUGGAAUAAAUGCAGAAGUAGAAAAGCAGCUCGAAAUGGGAAAGAAGCUGUUAGCCGCCGGACAGCUGGCAGAUGCUUUGUCUCACUUCCAUGCUGCCAUAGAAGGGGACUCUGAUAACUACCUUGCCUAUUACAGAAGAGCCACAGUCUACUUGGCCAUGGGCAAAUCUAAAGCCGCCAUUCGUGACUUAAGCAGGGUGGUUGAGUUAAAGCAGGAUUUCACAUCGGCAAGGCUGCAAAGGGGACAGCUGCUUCUUAAGCAGGGAAAGUUUGAUGAAGCAGGAGAGGACUUUAGAAAAGUGCUCCGGUCUAAUCCUAGCGAUAAGGAGGAAACAGAUGCUCGCUCCCAGCUGCUGAAGUCUGAUGAGAUGCAGCGCCUGUGUUCCCAAGCACAGUCUGCGUAUCGCCAGGGGAAUUACUAUACUGCUAUCGGCUUCUUGGACGAGAUUCUGGAAGUUUCUGUUUGGGCUGCAGAACUGCGUGAGCUUCGAGCAGAAUGCUACAUCAAGGAAGGAGAACCCGGGAAGGCCAUCAAUGAUUUAAAAACUGCCUCCAAGCUGAAGAGUGAUAAUACAGAAGCAUUAUAUAAACUCAGCAUUAUAUACUACCAGCUAGGGGACCAUGAACUGUCUCUAAGUGAAGUUCGCGAAUGCCUGAAGCUCGACCAAGACCACAAGGAAUGCUUUUCUCACUACAAGCAAGUAAAGAAACUAAACAAGCAGAUUAUGUCUGCAGAAGAGCGAAUCCAAGAAGGCAGGUACCAAGAUGCCGUUGAUAAAUACGAGACAGUGCUGAAAACGGAGCCCAGCGUCCCUGCUUAUACCACACGUGCCAAAGAGAGAAUCUGCCACUGCCUCUCCAAGAACCAGCAGUCAGUGGAAGCCGUCAAGCUCUGCACUGAAGUUCUGCAGCUGGAAGGAGACAACGUGAACGCCCUCAAAGCCAGAGCCGAAGCGUACUUGCUAGAAGAGCAGUAUGAGGAAGCUAUUCGGGACUUUGAAGCGGCAAAGGAGCACAGUGACAACGAUCAAGAGAUCCUGGAAGGCCUGGAGAGAGCCCGGAGGAUGCUGAAGCAAUCCCAGAAGAGAGACUACUACAAAAUUUUAGGAGUGAAAAGGAAUGCCAAAAAACAAGAAAUUGUAAAAGCCUAUAGAAAGCUAGCAAUGCAGUGGCACCCGGAUAACUUCCAGGAUGAAGAAGAGAAGAAGAAAGCGGAGAAAAAGUUCAUUGACAUAGCAGCUGCCAAAGAAGUCCUCACUGAUCCAGAAAUGCGGCAGAAGUUCGAUGCGGGAGAAGACCCGCUGGAUGCGGAAAGCCAGCAAGGCGGAGGAAACCCUUUCCACAGAGGAUGGAAUUCCUGGCAGGGAUUUGAUCCCUUCAGUUCCGGAGGACCUUUUAAAUUUAAGUUCCACUUCAGUUAGAAAACUGCCCUCCCCUCCCUUCCUGCUUGGCUUCUAUGAGUCUGGAUUUUAUUUUAUUUUUAAAUUUCUAAGUAACUUAAAAUAGUGAGAUCUUUCGACAAGGACUUCAGUGAGAACUAGCCCUUCGGUGAUGGGAGGGUUAACUAAUGUAUACAAGAAUGUGACGCAACAGCAGAGCUAUUAGUACUCAUUGAUUUUAUAUUUCCGGUUGUCAAAUUCCUGACCUCUACUAGAAGAUGUGGAAGAAUAAUUAAGGCUGCAGUCCUUGGGCCCCUUUCUUGCAAGCGGUUCAAAGCCUUCAGCCCAAGUCCGUGUCGAAGAAAACAUUUUAUUCAAGAAUGCACUUUACAGUUUAGGGUUCCCAGGACUUUCCUGCGUCCUGGCGGAGGGGCUCCAGCCUGGCUCCCGGGGUUUUCUGGCGCACGCGCUGUGAUGACAUCACCCAGAUGUCAUUUCAUUCAUGGG